GGGUUAACGUAUGUCUAUGGUAAUAACGACGCAGGAGCUCAAUGCUAAUGCUACUACCAAACGCACAUCUUCGAGUCUGGUCAACAUGGCUCCUUUUCCGGACGAGGUAGACGUUUUUACGGGCCCGCACUGGCGAAUGAAGCAGCUAGUGGAUAUUUAUUCCGAAAAGCUGUCAGAGACCAACUUCUCCAACAACAGCGACUUCCGCUCCUUCCUCAAGUCGUUACUUGCCACCUUCAAGGAGUUUAAAAUGCACGAGCAGAUCGAGAACGAGUACAUCAUCGGGCUGCUGGAACAGCGCUGCUGCACCGUUUACAACAUGCACUCCGACAACAAACUCUCCGACAUGCUGCUGCUUCUGGAGAAGGGCCUGCACAACGUCAAGAGCGAAUACGAACAGCUCAAUUACGCCCAGCAGCUGAAGGAGCGAUUGGAGGCUUUCACUCAGGACUUCCUGCCCCACAUGAAGGAGGAGGAAGAGGUGUUUCAGCCAAUGCUGAUGCAGCAUUUCAGCUACGAGGAGCUGAAGGCCAUCAAGAAGCAAGUGAUAGCGCAGCACCGCUGUCAGCGGCCGUGGGAGCGCGCCGCCGACGUGCUCAAAGGCUUCGGCUUGUGGAGCCGCGCCGAGGAGCUGCAGAAGGCCUUCAAAUACGCCGACCACGAGAAGAGCGACUACGAAGCAGAGCACGACGGAACCGGUUCGGUGCACGUCUCACAGCUUCCGGCCGAAGUGGUGGUGAGGAUCUUCCGCUUUUUGGGCCCGCAAGAUCUUUGCCGCUGCAGCCAAGUGUGCGCCUCCUGGUCGGAGCUGGCCAAAACCGGUUCCCUGUGGCGACACCUCUACCCCGUACGCUGGGCCAGAGGCGACUACUACGACGGCCCACCCGGAGAUUCGGACCAGGAGCCCGAUGAUGGCUGGCUGAAAAGUCGGGAGAAAGAAGCGCGCGCCUACCAGGACUGGGACGAGGACGCCGACAUCGACGAAUCCGACCAGCGCGACGACUCGCCGGCCAUCGGCGCCGCACAGCGGGAGAAGAGACUCCUCGACGGGAUGGUCCAGAACCUCCUCCCGGUCGUCGGACCGUCCGUCAAGUCCCUGGUGCUGGCCUACGGCUCCUCUGUCUCCAGCAAAAUGGUGCGUCAGAUGUUGAGUCUGUGUCCCAACUUGACGCAUCUGGACCUGACACAGACGGACGUCACCGAUUUCGCCUUUGACAGUUGGUCUUUCGUGGGUGCCUGCGCCUCGCUGGAGCACCUGGACUUGUCGGGCUGCGACCAAAUCACGGACCGCGCCCUGCAGAGACUCUCGCUGGGGUUGGGCGACCCCUGGCCGCCGCGCCGGCGCCGCCGCGCUCACCGAAGCGCGCCGGCCGACAUCGAGGACUCGGCGGCCGAGUGGACGCGGCGUCUGGAGACCCGGCUGCUGGACGCGGCGUGCCGGUGCCGGCGCGCCGACGCCGCCCUUUUGCGUCUUUGCGACGGCGCGCUCAGGACUAAUUGCCGCCGUUCGCAAACGGACACUAAACGCCGCGACGGCGGGACGAACCGGGCCGCGGCCGGGCGGCGGCUGGCUUUCCUCAGCCUGUCCGGAUGCUUCCGGGUCACGGACGCGGGACUCAGGGCCCUGUCGGAGGCGGGAGGACUCCCGGCGCUGGAGCACCUCAACCUGUCGGGGUGCCUGCGGGUGACGGAGGCGGGGCUCGGGCAGCUGGUGUCGGCGUGCCCCGCCCUCAACGACGAACACUUUUACUACUGCGACAACAUCAACGGUCCAAAAGCAGACACGGCGAGCGGAUGCCAGAACCUGCAAUGCGGAUUCCGAGCGUGCUGUCGCUCCGGAGAGUGACUCCGCCCCCUCCCUCGACCCCGCCUCCCCUUCUAUAAUUGCACUUUAUUCCACUGGGUGUCACCUCCAGUACGUUCCUACGUGAAAACUGUUAAAAAAAUGUCAAAAGUCCCCGUCUUUUCCUGUCGUCGACACUCCGCAUUAUUCAUUUCGGCGUUUAGAAGCAGCUUAGAAACACGAUCCAUCGUUCCGAAGGACGCCAGGAGGUUAAGUUACACCGACGAUUAAAAUAAAAAAUGGCAACGGUACAACGUGGACCAUUUUUGUUGUUGUUGUCAAGUGGAAAGACGGAAGAAAUAAAGUUCAUAUUUUGAGAAAGUCAACUGUUUUUUAUGUGAUUGACUGGGGAAGGAAACUGCAAUUCUUAAAACGUAUCAUUGCCGCCAUCUGGUGGUUAUUCACUGCCGGGCAAGUAGAAAUGCAAGAAUAUAAAGUGAAAAAUACAGUUUGUAGUGUUAAAAAUGUUGGGGGUUUUAAGCAGAUUUUCUUCAAUUUAUUUUGAAGGACAUCUAUCGCAGUGUUCAUUAAUGAACUGAAGUAAUAUUAAAAGCUGUCAAUAUGCCAAAUUUUUUAUAAACGGCUUUUUAAUGUUAUUCCAUGGGCUGCCAUUGAGGACAAUAGAUGUCUAUUUGGUUUGAGGUUAAUUUUUUUUUUUAGUUUUGAUAUAUAUUUACAUUUGUCAUUUUAAA
This is a messenger RNA of Corythoichthys intestinalis (scribbled pipefish), 2535 nucleotides long. RefSeq names its product F-box and leucine-rich repeat protein 5 (gene fbxl5). The transcript has 11 exons. Gene Ontology annotation, molecular function: protein binding. The record is from RefSeq and is a predicted model, not a curated record. Gene Ontology annotation, biological process: SCF-dependent proteasomal ubiquitin-dependent protein catabolic process; intracellular iron ion homeostasis. Gene Ontology annotation, cellular component: SCF ubiquitin ligase complex. Bases 11 to 1846 code for a protein of 611 amino acids. NCBI's taxonomy places the organism in Eukaryota, Metazoa, Chordata, Actinopteri, Syngnathiformes, Syngnathidae.